Messenger RNA from Centruroides sculpturatus (bark scorpion), 1183 nucleotides. RefSeq names its product malate dehydrogenase, mitochondrial-like (gene Mdh2). Gene Ontology annotation, molecular function: L-malate dehydrogenase (NAD+) activity. The record is from RefSeq and is a predicted model, not a curated record. The transcript is spliced from 8 exons. Gene Ontology annotation, biological process: malate metabolic process; tricarboxylic acid cycle. Gene Ontology annotation, cellular component: cytoplasm; mitochondrion. NCBI's taxonomy places the organism in Eukaryota, Metazoa, Arthropoda, Arachnida, Scorpiones, Buthidae. The coding region runs from base 82 to 1104 and encodes 340 amino acids.
AUCGAGGCUACAAUUGCCCUUAGUGAAAGUGGUGCGGCCGGCGAGUUAAAGGUUGUUUAAGGAAAACGGGAAUAAAAAAAGAUGUUUUCGACAUUAGCGAAACGGUCGAUGGCUUCGGUUUAUGGAUUGGCUUACAGAAAUUUUGCCACCACAUCCAAGAAUAAUUUCAAGGUGGCUGUGUUAGGUGCCAGUGGUGGAAUUGGUCAGCCCCUGUCUCUGCUGUUAAAAGAGAGCCCCCUUGUUUCUCAGUUGGCACUUUAUGAUAUUGCAAAUACACCGGGUGUUGCAGCAGACCUGAGUCACAUAAAUUCUAAAGCUAAAGUUACCGGUCAUCUCGGACCAGACCAGUUGCCAGAAUGUCUUCAAAACUGUAAUGUGGUCGUCAUACCUGCAGGAGUUCCCAGAAAACCCGGAAUGACUAGAGACGAUCUGUUUAAUACUAAUGCCUCGAUUGUUCGGGAUCUGGCGGAUGCCUGUGCCCGUACUUGCCCAAAAGCCAUGAUUUGUAUAAUUGCUAAUCCCGUGAAUUCCACAGUACCCAUCACCACCGAAGUGUUCAAGAAACACAAUGCUUAUGAUCCCAAUAGAAUAUUUGGCGUAACAACUCUGGAUGUAGUCAGAGCCAAUGCUUUUGUAGCAGAAGCAAAAUCAUUAGAUCCUGCUCAAGUUAAUGUACCAGUAAUAGGAGGACAUUCGGGAAUCACGAUCAUUCCUUUACUUUCUCAAGCGACUCCGUCGGUUUCGUUUCCGGCCGACCAGUUGGAUGCUCUCACAAAAAGAAUACAAGAAGCCGGAACCGAAGUGGUCAAAGCUAAAGCUGGAACGGGUUCGGCAACUCUUUCGAUGGCAUUUGCCGGAGCAAGAUUCACAUUUUCUCUGCUUAAUGCAAUGAGCGGAAAACAAGGAGUCGUCGAAUGUUCGUACGUCAAAUCCGAAGAAACCGAAGCAUCUUACUUUUCGACUCCGAUCUUGUUAGGACCAAACGGCGUGGCCAAGAAUCUGGGAGUGGGUAAACUGUCGUCCUACGAAUCCGACCUGCUGAAGGCGGCGAUUCCGGAACUGAAAGGAAACAUCAAGAAGGGAGAAGACUUCGUGAAAGGUUGACGGGCGUAAUGGGUGGAAGGAAACCGCCACGGCGCGGUAACUGUACAAAAUAGAAACAUUAAACGGACAGUAGAAUUUA